Messenger RNA from Toxorhynchites rutilus septentrionalis, 435 nucleotides. RefSeq lists its product as uncharacterized. The record is from RefSeq and is a predicted model, not a curated record. The transcript has a single exon. Lineage: Eukaryota; Metazoa; Arthropoda; Insecta; Diptera; Culicidae. The coding region runs from base 1 to 435 and encodes 144 amino acids.
AUGGAAAUCAAGAAGCACGCGCAGCCGCCAGUUUCAGUGAAACUUCCAGAAUUCUGGAAAUCGGACCCGGAGAUGUGGUUAGCGCAGGCGGGAGCGCAGUUCGACCUCGCAAACAUCACGAAGGAUGAAACUAAGUUUUACCACAUUGUGGCGAAGGUGGAUCAGUCAGUUAUCAGCCACAUCGCUGACUUGGUAUCGACUCCUCCUGCUCAAGAUAAAUAUAAAACAGUGAAGGAACUUUUGAUUGCACGCUUCGCCCUCUCACCCGAGUCCCGGCUGGAACGGCUCCUUGGAUCGUUCGAUCCCGGCGACAUGCGUCCCACACAUCUGUUGGCCAAGAUGCACGAGCUGGCAACGGGUCUCAACGUCAACGACAAUUUACUGAAGAUAUUGUUCGCGGAUGCCGUCACACAUUCGACCAAUUUUAACAAUUAG